GACUAUUUAGAUCGGGAAAAUGGAUGGGAUAAUCCGUUUAAAAAGUGACGGAUAGUUAUUUUUUAAACAGAUUAUCCGUUUAUUUCCGCAUCACAUUCCAAUCUAAAUAAUCAGAAAUAUCCGUUUGUUAGUUUUUAAAUGGGAUAAUCCGAUCGUUAUUCUCCGAACAUUUUUCUCAGCGUACUUACGUAGUGAAAAUCCAAUGUUUCGCGAACUAUUUUAUAUACUACGUCGGAGGGUAUGUGGCAUUAUUAUCAGAUUACGGAUAAUAAACUUUGAUGUUUCGUCGAUCAACCUUUGGCUGUUAAUCAUGCUGACCCAGACACUUGCAAGAUAAUGCAAGUUAUGUGUUUAGUAUCGAGGUCAAGGGAUGCCUCUCAAGUCCGGUUAGUCUUCUAACAGCUUGUAUCCGAGACUCACGUGCGUGUUUCUACAUCCAUUUAUCGUCUUUAAUUUUUUCCCUCCGUAACCGUUUUGCGACCCGUCGAAGCUUCCGAUUAAAUUUCACCGCGGAAUAAAGUGGAAGCGAGUGCAUUGGUGUAUUAACGACAGUGAUAAAAACUUAGAAAAAAGUAUACGAAAAGACGGAGCGAGAAAUGUGCGAGAAGUAUAAACAACGGCCUUCUCCAUCAAAGAUCGUUAAAUUAAAUGCUGGAUAAAUAGUGCUCGUGUGUUUAUAGUUUUCGUGAUCCUGUGUUUAUGAAGAAACAAUUGUGCAAUUUUACGUGCAAGGCAUUUUAGAUACACAAUGUAAGAAAGAAAACGUGGCAAAAAUAAUUGUAUCGUUUCGAUACUUGCGAAGAAGAUGGAAAUUGAUAUGUAAGAGAAAGAAAGAGAGAAAGAGUCAGCGUUAAUACUCGAAGAGAGGUAUUGCGUCCAAAUAUGGAAGACAAAAAAAUAAGAGACGAGAGGACCGAAGUGAGAAGAAUAAAUAAAGGGAGAAAAGCAAAUUAAAGAGAAGCCAAGAAAGCAAACAGUACCGUGUGAUUUUUACGACAGUUUAUAUGUCCACAAAAUGCAUACGGUGUACACUCCGCCUGCGGCCUAAUCUCAAGACUUAUAGAAGGCAAGCGAAGAGAAACUACGCGGGUGGUCCACUUUACGGUUGUAAUUGCGCUCUUACAACGAUUUAUUCGCCAUCUAUUUUCGGCAUUUCAAUAAAAGCAAUAAUCCGCAGUCUUGCCUCCUUCAUGAUGAAACGGAAGUUUGAACUCGACAAAUUGACUCGCAAGUAAAAUUAAAAUUCCCAUCGUCAAGGUGCGAGGAAAAUGUAAAUUCGUGCGAAAGAUUAUACUUUUACUCGUUAUUAAAAUGUUCAAAUGCGCAAGAAUAUACCGGGUUAACAUCGUGCCCGUCGCAGUUGGUUCAAAGGAUUUCCAGUAGAGUCGAGAUUGCUUUGUGCAAAAAUAGAGUCAGCUCGUUGGCGGAAGAAAACGACGAAGAGGACGACGAAAGGACACGGAGGCGUGAGGAAUUGCCAGACGACUCGUGCAAAGUCACUCCCCCGGUCUAUAUCUGUUUAACAUGCCGCUGAUGCUCAAAAUGAUCGAUCUGUUCGGCUCGAUUCGAUCGCUCUUCAAGGUGCACAGGAUCGCCGAGGACUCGAUGAUAUUUCGGUUGCAUUAUCGCGCCACGGUGGCGUUGCUGCUGACCGGUUGCCUCACCCUCGCUUGCAAAAGUAUCUCCGGCUCGCCGAUACACUGCGAAGCCACCGUGGCCGUGGACAAGGUCGUCCUGGAGUCCUUCUGCUGGCUUCACACCACGUACAGCGUGGUACGCGCGUUCAACCUGAGCAUCGGCCAGGCCGUGCCUUACCCCGGGGUGUCGAACACGAAGGGCGAGGGAGGGCAUGGCCAUACACCCCACCCGUUGAUCAAGCAGCACAAAUACUAUCAGUGGGUUAUCUUCCUCUUGCUACUGCAAGUAAGAAGCGACGGCCUUUUCUCACCUUUCGUAUUUAGCUCUAGCGAUCUUGCCUUACACCCACCUUUCUUAUUCUUCAUUUCUUUAGCUCUUUCUUUAUUUUUAUAUCACAUUUUUAUAUUAUAUUUUAUUCAAUUAUUAUAUUUUAUCUUGUCGCUAUGCUCGUCUCCGUGAUAAAUGUGUCAACAACUUUAGAUUAGA
This is a messenger RNA of Solenopsis invicta (red fire ant), 2124 nucleotides long. RefSeq names its product innexin shaking-B-like. Gene Ontology annotation, molecular function: gap junction channel activity. The record is from RefSeq and is a predicted model, not a curated record. Bases 1525 to 2097 code for a protein of 190 amino acids. The transcript has a single exon. NCBI's taxonomy places the organism in Eukaryota, Metazoa, Arthropoda, Insecta, Hymenoptera, Formicidae. Gene Ontology annotation, cellular component: gap junction; plasma membrane.